CCGACCCGAUUUUCGUUUUCUCCCACCAAAAGAGUAAAGCCGUGUCUAGGGUUUAGAGAAUUGCUUCCAAUUCGAACUCUUCCCACAAAAUUCUGAAACCGACUUACUGGUCCAAACCUCUCUGACAAUGGCCAAGAAUAAAUCUAAAGAUCCGGAUACCUUCGCAGCUGGGAAAGACGAAACCGUUUCAGCCCCGUCGAAUAUUUUCAAGACCCUCUUCGGCGGCGGACAGGAGCAAAAUGGUGCUGUUUCGUCCAUUUUCUCUGACUCCAACCCAUUCAGAAGAAAACCCCAGGAAACAAAUUCGGAACUUUCUUUCAUUGAAGCAGCAUAUGACUCCAAAAACGAUGCUGCUGUUACGGACGAUGUUUUUGAGUCUAAAAAGGGGGAAACAAGUAAGGUGAAGAGACCCAGUGCGGAUUCAAUUGAAGAAGUCGCAAAGACUCCCUCUUUGACCAAGAAAUCAAAGAAGGAGAAAACCCAAAAUCCCAGUUUGGUUUUGGGAUCGAAUGAAGAGGGUAGUACAAAGAUCCUUCCUUUGGGUGUUGAAUUGAAUGAUGAGGUCGAAGGCGGUAAUAUUCAUGCAGGAGAAAAGGAGACAAAAAGUAGGAGGGAGAAGAGGAAGAGAGACGAGCUGGAGAUGGAGUACGAGGCAAGGAAGUAUGGGGUGGCGGCAAAUAUUGAUCAGGGUGGAGAGGGAGAAUCAAAAGAAAAGCUUGUGGGGCAGAAGAGGAAGAAAGCCGAAAAUGCGGCAGAUAUGAUGGUUUCGCAGGAGGGUUUUGAUGAUGAAAGCAAACUCUUGAGGACUGUGUUUGUUGGCAAUUUGCCUAUGAAGGUGAAAAAGAAGGUGCUCUUGAAAGAGUUUAGUAGGUUUGGAGAGGUGGAGUCCAUAAGGAUCCGGUCAGUGCCAUUGUUGGAUACCAAGAAACCCAGAAAAGGCGCCAUUAUGAUGAAGCAGAUUAAUGAUGCUGCUGAAAGUGUUCAUGCAUACAUUGUUUUCAAGACAGAACAAUCUGCCAUGGCUGCAUUGGCCCAUAAUAUGGCUGCGCUUGGAGGGAACCAUAUCCGUGUUGACAGGGCCUGUCCACCUCGCAAGAAGUUAAAAGGUGAAACAACUCCACUGUAUGAUAACAAGAGGACUGUUUUCAUUGGCAACUUACCAUUUGAUGUGAAGGAUGAAGACAUAUUCCAGCUAUUUUCUGGUAUCAGCGGUAUGGAAACUAGCAUUGAAGCAAUUCGUGUCAUUAGAGAUCCUGGUACAAGUCUAGGAAAGGGAAUUGCGUAUGUCUUAUUUAAAACAAGGGAAGCAGCACAUACAGUCAUUAAGAAACGGAACUUGAAGCUCCGAGAUCGGGAGUUGAGGCUUUCUCAUGCUAGGCAGGAUGCCACCCCAUCAAAGAGAAAGAAUUCAUCCCCAUUAGAGACAGCUGGUUCCCCAGCUAAGAAGAUUGCAAUGGAUUCAAGGACUCCCCAAAGCAGCAGUAAAUCAACUCUCUCGUACCAGGGAUUGCGUGCGUCGAAAUCUGGUGUCCAAAAGAAAGUCUAUCCAAAAAGUUCUGGACUGGUUAAAACGACAUCUAAUACUCGAAAAGAAGAGAAAACACAAGAACGCAACGAAAAAAGACCAGCAGUUGCUGCGAGAAAGGCCAAGGCAAACGCGUUUAAGAAUGGUAAUACCUCCAAACAAGUAGGGGGAAAGCGCAAGAUGGACAGCCGAACUCCAGAGACCUCCCAAUGGAAGAAGAAAGCCAAAAAAUUCAAGUAGGAGGCCAGGACGAAUUGCUCUACUAAGAUUACUAGGCAAAAAGCCCUAUGCAAAGGAGGAUCACAUGUAAAAUUUCUGCAGGAUUGGGAAGAUAAAUUUAUUUCAAAUUUUGUAAUUCUUUGGAUCCUGGGUGAAAUUUUUAAGCUGGUAUUGCAGGCCAACCCUGUACGGCUGUAAACAUUCUUAUUUAGUAAUAGGUGCUGUACAAUGACUUAUCUUGAGUCUCUUUAGGGCUGUUAUUUCUUUGCUUUUAUACUUGUUUGUUACCAUGCCCUAAAGAUCUUUUUAAGCAAAGAGUAUACACACAAAGAAGCUCCACUAGUUGAAGUGGUA
Tripterygium wilfordii is the source of this 2098-nucleotide messenger RNA. Its product is annotated as RNA-binding protein 34-like. Bases 128 to 1765 code for a protein of 545 amino acids. The record is from RefSeq and is a predicted model, not a curated record. Gene Ontology annotation, molecular function: RNA binding. The transcript has 6 exons. NCBI's taxonomy places the organism in Eukaryota, Viridiplantae, Streptophyta, Magnoliopsida, Celastrales, Celastraceae.